GCUUCAUUUGUUGGAGGAUCUUUCGACACAAAAUAAUAUAGAGCCCUUAGGUCUGAAUCAACUUCGUGCCAUCGUCUUCCUUCUCAGAAGAUGUCAGACUUCGGAGAAUUUGACUCUGAUUUUUACCAAUCUAAUUAUCCCAUUGAUAAUCAGGAGCAGAGUCUUAAUGAUUCUAAUGCCUAUGGAAAUCUUUACGGAUCUGGAAAACUACAAGCCAGGGAGCAGCCUCAGCCUGACUUUGUCCCACUGGAGAUGCUCACGCCAUCAGGUUACGAGGGACAAUUUUUUCAGCCAGCGUUCAACCCGGAUUCUUAUUCACAAUCUCCUUACAUUGACAGCUUUGAUGAAGAGCCUCCUUUGCUAGAAGAACUUGGAAUUAAUUUUGAUCAUAUAUGGCAAAAAACCUUGACGGUGUUAAACCCUCUGAAGCCAGCAGAUGGCAGCAUUAUGAAUGAAAUGGACCUCACCGGGCCCAUCCUGUUUUGUGUGGCUCUGGGAGCCACCCUGCUUCUGGCAGGAAAAGUUCAGUUUGGUUACGUGUAUGGCAUGAGCGCCAUUGGCUGCCUAGGGAUUCAUGCCUUACUAAACCUGAUGAGCUCUUCAGGGGUGUCCUGUGGCUGCGUGGCCAGUGUACUGGGUUACUGCCUGCUCCCCAUGGUCAUCCUGUCCAGUUGCUCUGUCUUCUUUUCACUGCAGGACCCCUUUGGGAUUGUGUCUGCACUGGUCAUCAUUGGCUGGUGCAGUCUCUCAGCUUCCAAAAUCUUCAUUUCAGCCUUGGACAUGGAAGGACAACAGUUUCUCAUUGCCUACCCCUGUGCCUUAUUUUAUGGACUUUUUGCCCUCCUAACAGUUUUCUGAAGAGUGUUUGAGAUAGCAUUACAAGAUUCCAUUUGUUUGCUGUUCACAUUAUCCUGAAAAUGUAUUAGCAUUCAAAUUUGGUAAUACGAUUUCUGUUUUAUUGCCGUUGAGAGAAUAACAAGCAGAGAGACAAAGUAGCACUUAAGGAUGGUGCUCUAAUAGCCUGUUGGCUUGAAUGAUGUUGCUUUUUUGGUUUGGUGCACUAAAACAUUUUAAAAUACUUUAAAACAAAAAUGGAUAUAGUUGUGUACUGAUGGCCCCUGGUUUUUCUCAAUAGAUGUAUUUCUGAGAAAUUGUAAGUAAAUA
Equus quagga is the source of this 1164-nucleotide messenger RNA. Its product is annotated as protein YIPF7-like. The record is from RefSeq and is a predicted model, not a curated record. NCBI's taxonomy places the organism in Eukaryota, Metazoa, Chordata, Mammalia, Perissodactyla, Equidae. The transcript has 7 exons. Gene Ontology annotation, cellular component: trans-Golgi network; membrane. The coding region runs from base 91 to 858 and encodes 255 amino acids. Gene Ontology annotation, biological process: vesicle fusion with Golgi apparatus; endoplasmic reticulum to Golgi vesicle-mediated transport.